Hyaloscypha bicolor E is the source of this 1678-nucleotide messenger RNA. RefSeq lists its product as uncharacterized. The record is from RefSeq and is a predicted model, not a curated record. Gene Ontology annotation, cellular component: mitochondrion. The transcript has 5 exons. NCBI's taxonomy places the organism in Eukaryota, Fungi, Ascomycota, Leotiomycetes, Helotiales, Hyaloscyphaceae. The coding region runs from base 1 to 1524 and encodes 507 amino acids.
AUGGAUGAGGUUGAGGUGAAGCGAGGAUACAACGAAUCUGUACAGCUUGGAGAACGAUAUCUCAAAUUCGACUCUCAGCAACUCCUGAAGGCGGCAGUCUCGGCGGUCUCAAAUGAGGGUGCUCGGUAUUGCACGAGAGUUCUCAAGUGUCGUGAAGGACUCAACAAUAAGGCUUACAUACUCACCAUGGACAACGGCUCCGAACUCUUUGCAAAGCUUCCGAAUCCAAUCGCCGGGCCUGCUUUCUAUACAACAGCAUCAGAAGUAGCUACUCGCCAAUUCGUCAUCGGGGCAGAAUAUAUUCUGGAGGAGAAGGCUCCGGGAAGGCCACUUGGAAGCCUAUGGUAUCAGUGGCCGAUGCACUCCCGACUUGACAUCAUACGGCAGAUUGUGGAUAUAGAGCAGAAGCUUGCUGCGACGACUUUUACAAAAUCAGGCUGCAUCUACUUCAAGGAUGACGUCCCGGCGAAUUUGUCCAGCGAGCUGGAGGUCAUGACUGGUGUGCAAAUCCACUCCUCGGUACUUGAGCCGUUCGAAAUAGGCCCGCUAGUCUCGAGCGAGCUCUGGCGUGGCAAAAGAGCUGGUAUGAACAUGCAUAGAGGGCCAUAUAAUGAGCCGCUUGAGUUUGUGGGAGCCAUGGCUGCAAACGCAAAGCGUUAUAUCACAACGCACGCCCGUCCUCGCAUGAACUACCACCGAUCCCUCACCGAACCCGAGUUACCUGAAGAAGUUCUCGAUCUGCUAAACCGUUAUCUCCGUCUCUCUUCAUCUAUGGUUCCUCCCCUGGGAACGGUUGACACACACUCACCCACACUUUGGCACCCAGACCUUCAUCUUGACAAUGUUUUUGUUGACCCGGACUCGAAGAAAAUUACCCGCAUAAUUGAUUGGCAAUCAGCUUCCGUUAUGCCUUUUUUCUACCAAUGCGGCGUCGCUCGAAUGUUUCUGUGUCCAUGGCCAAUUGCAAAUGAGAAUACCAUACCGAAACUUCCUGACAACUAUGACACCCUCGAAGCAGACGAGCAAGAAAAAAUCGAAGCAGACCACAAGACCGAAGUCUCCUUCGUCUGUUACAAAGGCUUGACACAGCGGGAGAAUCCAAGGCAUUGGGCUGCCCUCCAAUUACAAAAGCAAGGUCUCGAAGUGCGAACGCAACCAUCACGCCUAGUUGUUAGAGUAUGGGAGGACCACGAUGUGUUCUUCCUUCGAAGGGCGCUGCUGGAAAUAAUUGGACAAUGGGAGGACCUCUGUCCAGACGCUGGACCUUGUCCAGUGAGCUUCACCGAGCAGGAGUUGAAACUGCAUGAGAUCGAGGAAGACAGUCUGAGCGAUGCUGCGGAAAUAAUGAGAUUGUUUCGAGAUAAUUGGGGACUACCUGCAGAUGGGAUGGUGGAGCCCAGUAGGUUCGAUGAAAUCCGCACCGCUGUGGAUGAGCCUAGGGACUCCUUUAUUUCCGGGGCUGAGGAAGAUGCGGAGAAAGCGGCGAAGAUAUGGCCGUAUCAAGAUCAGGAUACGGACGUCUAGAUGGCAUAUUGACGCAAUGGUGUGCUGAGAGAGACGUCGUAUGCCCUCAAAUCUUAACGCUCAAAUCAAGGGUUAUAAUAUACUAGCUUAUACUACUAUUGAAAAAUCUAACUUAAGAUUUUUAAAGAGCUUAGGUAGCCAAUUACAAGUCGUC